Molecule: messenger RNA, 3150 nt
Organism: Mycena indigotica
Lineage: Eukaryota; Fungi; Basidiomycota; Agaricomycetes; Agaricales; Mycenaceae
Exons: 5
Coding region: 1-3150 (1049 amino acids)
Source: RefSeq, a predicted model, not a curated record
AUGAAUUUCGACUAUUUCUCCAAGUUCCUUCGGCCCAAUGCUCAACCAGUGCCAAAACCCCCUCACGACCAUGCACAGGAGUUCCACAAGUCGUGGCAAUGCGUCAAGACAACUCUUAUGCACCCAGAUGAACGACAAUUGACUCGGGGUAUCAAGUCCACCGACGUACCGGCCCAUCUCCAAUCGAUGGUUGACUCACUUGUCUCCGAAUCGACGCGAACUGAAGAAGGCGGCACCGGCGCGUGCCUUGAAUAUCUACUCAAGAACGAUGUUUUGGGCACACUCGUUCGCCUUAGUGAAACCGACAGACCAUCGGGAAUCCAGGCGGAAGUACUCAGAGCAGUCCAGAAUAUGGUCAUCCUUCUCGAUGAGCAAUUUCUUGUUCACUCUGCCGUCCACCGUGCCGUGUUACGUCUAUUGCGAAACUGCGCUGGCGAUGACUUGCAAGAGCAGCUCGAUGGGAAGCACAAAGUAAUGGGCGCGGCGCAAAACGCCAUUCGCAGUCAGCCAUCUGAAUACGAGACCGAUUUGGUCAACCUGCUCUGCAUUCUCUGCAGUCGAAUACGGACAUAUCGGGAAUUACUGAUGAUAUUCUUCCACGACAAGCACUGGUAUCGCUCUGAACCACUAUUUUCUGUUGAAGAAGAGCAAGAGGAGGAAGAUGACGAAGACGAUGAACCAGAAACACCCAAGGCUGAACAACCUGCUACUUCCCGGUCACCUUCACCUCAUCCAGCCAAUACAACUACCAAAAAGACGGAAUACGAGUUCCUUCUCUUUAAUUACCUCUUGCGUUUCGUCCAUCGGGAGGGUCAGAUCGGUGACUUUGCCCGAGCCGGUCUGCUAUUCCUGAUGGAUGUUGCAAUGUCGCCUGGAGAACCUAUUCACAAACUAGGAGACUCUUCCUCGGACCCUCAAACUUCUGACCCAAUCACCGAUGCAGCGUUGGCCCUUGCUGAAUAUAUCCUCGAUGGCGAUUUCUCUGAAGUGUUGGGUGCUGGCCUGGGUGCUGUGUAUUCGCUUCUGCCUUCCAAACUCGAGUUCAGAGCGUCGCCUUCAUCGCUUGAGUCACAAAGCGGAAUGGUUAUAGGCAGUACUGGUCCGGAAACGGAAGACGAGAAAGAGCGGUCAGAGGUUGCUAGGGACAGAUCUCGGGCGAUGGGUAUUGAAGAUGCUUCCAACGCUGAUUUCAAGUCGCGUCUCGACCACUUCCUCAAACUACUUGAAUUCCUGCAGGACGUUCUCAAGCGUAAUAUCGUUCACGACACGAUGGAUGCAUCAGCUCUUGUUGGCACUGCGAUUGUGCAAUCAAUACUCGAUGCUGUAAGGACUAUAUUCCUCGAAAAUGUGCUUUAUCCGUCGGUGCUGGAGUGCUCCGAUGCAGAUGGAAGUGCAGUUGCUGUCAUGUCUUACAUCGAGGUCAUGAUUCGUACCCUUCAACAAGGCCAACUCUCAGAAGUGCUAGUCAACUUUUUGAUGAGCGAAGACAACGAUGAAGUUCGGUUGCGUCAAAGACCCCAUUCUGUUCUGACGCUCGGUGGUGAUGCUCCGCCCCAAGCAAAAUCUGCCGAGAAACAAAAUAAACUGCGUCGACGCAAGAGCAGUGCAAUGGUUUUACUGGAAAUGGAGGCUCCCGACUCGAAUAGACAGUCGGAGUAUUUCACAUCCAUGGGCCGCUUCACUCUCAAAGACUUGUUAUUGUCUAAUUUGCGCUCCUCCUCUCAAGCGACUGGCGCAUCUGCUCUGCAACUACUACAAUCCAUGCUACUCCAACACUCGCAGCUUUGCGUUGAACGUUUGUUGCGAGUUAUACCAGACCCCAGAGCCACAUGUUUCCCUCAUCCUGCGAUGAUACCCGCUCCUCCAACAUUUUCCAAACCCGAAGUAGAUGAUGAUGAUGACGAAGAAACGUUUGUUUAUCCCGGAGCAGAAGACGAUUCCUCGCCAGAGGAGGAAAUACCAUCUGGGCCUGUCUUUUACCAACCUGAGACAACAUACUCGACCCAUGAGCGAGAAAUGGGCUUAUACCUGACUCUUGUCUCUCGGGUUGAUCCCUCUCACAACGACGAUGCUUUCAGCACGGGGUACGACCACUAUCUUCGAGACGCUCUCUUUGGGAUCCAAAGCCAGUCAGCAUUCCGCCUCGACACGGAAGAGUCAUUUGACAUGGAGGCGCGCCAAAAAUUAAAACAUCGUCUGAACCCCAACGAUCCCAUUUUAUCUCUCAUCCUUGAAUCUCUGCGAAAAUUCUUCUCCAACACCCCUGAAUUCAACAUGGCUUUGACUGGCGUGCUGGCCGUCCUCGCGAUGCACCCUGACCGCUCAUUGGCUGGCUGGCUAACAUUCGCACCGACUGACCCGUAUUCCGAGCCUUCCCAAAUCCCCGAGAACGACGACUCUACAGAAGCAGAUGGUGAUGGCGACGACCGCUCUGUCGACUACAAAAUCGAUGAAAAAUUAGCCACCGACACCAACUUCCUCCCUGCUUCCCGGAUGGAUGCUGCUUCGAGACCAAUAGUGCACACAAUUUUCCAUGGGCUUGUUUCGCAACUGGAGCGAUAUCGGCAGCUGGUAGACAACUUUGACAAAUACCUGCUUGAGCGCCGCCAGGGCUUGCUGUUCUCGGAGAAUCUCACAGACGCUCUGUCGCUUGACCUUGGUGAAGAGCUCCUUCGACCUGCAACGCCAGAACAGGUCACGAGACCGAAACCCAAACCAACUGCCUCUUCCUUCAUGACCUCUUUGUUGACACCCAAGAAGAGCAAACCAUCGAAACCCGCUGCAAGCGACUCGACCCCACUCCGGACGGGACAACGGAGUGUGUCGGCCAGUCCGUUUGGCCCACACUACCAACACACAGGUUCGGUUGAAGUCGAGCCUUUUAUCGCACCUGUUCCCCCCACUGGUGGCUGGACUCCAGCGAAAUCAUCACGGUGGUCUACUGACGACGACGACGUGUUUGGCUCGGCCUGGUCAGACAAACCGCUGACCAGCGAGCUUAAACCGAAGGACGACCCAGAUAGACCUGCCAACGUGACCCUUUCGCAACUGCUGGACAACGUUGUGAUCUUGGAGGAGAGCAUCAAGGAGCUUGUAGCCAUAAUUUCCGCUCGUAGGGCGCUGGGAAUCGACGCCGUUCGCUAUGUAUGA